AUGUCAAACCUCAUACUGUGCCUGCAGGAAGAUGGGUUUUGGAUUGGAGCAACGGAUCUAAAUUCGGAAUCUCAUUGGAGAUGGGUUUCAGGCGACCCAAGCAUGCCUUAUUCAAACUGGGAGCCAGGACAGGGGCCAUCUCAAUCCGGGUUCCUCUUUGCUGCUGGAGAUUUAGAAGAUUGUGCCAUCAUGCGUAUCGAAGAUGGAUUCAGAUGGCAUGACUACCCUUGCUCUAACUUCUUUUACCACUAUUCCUUUAUUUGUCAACAUAAGAAGCUUCCACGCUCCACUCACCACGUACAUCCAACUAAGUUGACAACUAAUUACGUACCUCCAACAACAACCAUAUAUAUUCCUCCGACAACUACAAAAUACAUCCCACCAACAACAACCAAAUAUGUCCCACCAACAACAACCAAAUAUGUUCCACCAACAACUACAAAAUAUAUCCCCCCGACAACAACCAAAUAUGUUCCACCAACGACUACAAAAUAUAUCCCUCCGACAACAACCAAGUAUGUUCCACAAACAACAACAAAGUUCGAACCAGAAACCUAUUCUACAACCAGGUUUGUACCGUGGACGGAGAAGACAACAAUGCUUAGUCAGAAAACACGAUCGUCCACAGCGUUUGUUCCUCCUGAAGAAACCAAGCUCCCUACCUCAACACCAGAACCUGCCCCAGAAACACCCCCGAUAUCUGGCGGGGGUGGCGGAGACCCAUUUAGCGGAGGAUUCGCAUCUACAAGAAAACCUCCUUCCACCACAACCGAAGACGAUACAGGGGUUAUCAUCAUUGGUUGAGGGAAUAUCAUCUUCAAUUCCAAGUGGUUUUUUUUUCACUUCUAGAAAUAAAUGGGUUUUUUAACAUUA
Messenger RNA from Magallana angulata, 873 nucleotides. RefSeq names its product mucin-2-like. The transcript has 5 exons. The record is from RefSeq and is a predicted model, not a curated record. NCBI's taxonomy places the organism in Eukaryota, Metazoa, Mollusca, Bivalvia, Ostreida, Ostreidae. The coding region runs from base 1 to 804 and encodes 267 amino acids.